AAGCCUUACAGGUUUGGAAUCACAUGAGGGUGAGUAAUUAAUGAUAUAAUUUUCUAUCCCUUUAACACUAUGUAUGUCAAGAAGGUCAAAAUCAAUGACACACACAAUACUGCAGAUCAGUUGAAAUGAUGGUAACACUUUAGUACAGGGAACACAUGUAACUUAUUAAAUACGACUUUUCCCUCAAUAAACUCCUAAUUAAUAGUAAGGUAGUUGUUAAGUUUAGGUAUUGGUUAGGAUUAAGAAUGUAUUAGGUCAUGCAGAAUAAGGCAUUAAUAUGUGCUUAAUAAUUCCUAUUAAAUAGCCAAUAUUCUAUUAAUAUGCAUGCUAAUAAGCAACUAGUUAAAAAAAUAUUAAAAUUAAAAUAAGAUGUUACCGAAAUGUUUUUCUGUGCAAUUUUAAAUUAAUUCUGCAAUUUACUAUAAAAUCUGCAAUUUUUUCUGUCACAUAUAAUUUUGCUUUGCAAAUUUGAAUAUGGCAGCAAUUUAUAUUGCUCUCAAGUUCUAGGAGCAGAGCAAUGAAGUGCUGAACUGAGCAACGCCACAUCACAUGAUCACCACUUUGACCUUUAUCGAGACUUACGUUUUUGCAUAUUAAUUAGUAUGAACAGGCUGACUUCACACAUGCUCCUGUACUCUGUCAUAAUGUCACACCUUGGACUCAUCGGCUGAAAACAAAGUCUGAAAAAGCAGACGUCUACAGAGCAGAGACACACACAGACAGCUUCUAUCAUUUACACGACUGAUUCAAAGAGACUGAAAAUGUCAGAGAGUAUUUAUGCCAAUGUAAACGCUGAUGGAAUAUAUGAAAUGGACGAAGAAGACAGAGAAGAGAUGACUUGUGAUGCCAAUGCAGAUACUAUAAAGAGUCAUGAUGUCAGGAGAAGAACAAAGAACCAAACACCUCAACAUACAGGAAGUGAUUGUGUGAAGAUAAGCUCCAGAGCAGCUGCAGUGUGUUUGAUGCUGCUCUUUGUUCUUCUGCUGACUGCAGUCAUAGUGCUGUGUGUCCAACUCUUUACAAACAUCGACCUGUUUCAAUUCAAGAGCAAAAACAUCAUGGAAGAAAGAGAGCUUCUAACCAAGAUUACUAACCUGACAGAAGAGAGAGACAAGCUACUCAGCAAGAACAAAAACUUGACAAAUGAAAGGGAUGGAUUAUUAUCCAAGAACGACAACCUCACUAAACAAAGAGAUCAGUUAAAUCAAGAGAGAAAUGAACUGGUGAAGACGCUUAAUGAAACAGAUGGAUGGUUAUACUACAAAUUCAGUUUUUACUUCAUUUCCUAUGAGAAGAAGAGCUGGGCUGAGAGCAGAAAAUAUUGUACAGAGAGAGGAGCAGAUCUGAUCAUCAUAAACAACAGAGAGGAACAAGAGUUUGCUAACCAGAUUUCCAGUCGUAAAGAAUUCUGGAUCGGUCUAAAUGAAGAGAACACAUGGAAAUGGGUUGAUGGCACCAACAUGAGUUUCAGGUUCUGGGGUCCUCAAGAGCCAAAUGGAGUUACAGCAAAGAACUGUGCUGUGUCUCAUUCAUCAGGGUGGCAUGAUUAUCAAUGUAACUAUGAAUAUAUAUGGAUCUGUGAGAAGAGCUUUGCAAAGUAUCUUGUAUAAUGAAAAAAAAAAAAAGUUUAUUCAGCAUAUUUUUAACAUGAAUAGAGGAUUUUCUCUCCUAAACCCCCAAACUUCUUUACAUUCUUACAUUUAAUAUGGUGUUUUGCAUGUUACUAAAUGUUUUUUUUUAUCAUUUUAUCAACAUUUUAUUAAAGUUUAGUUACAGGUGUAUUAAUGUGUCACUCCACACUGGUCAAUGUCAGUUCUGUAACUGCAGGCAGUGUUUAAGUGUUUUUAAGAAUCAUAUGGAUACAAUCUCUUAAACAGUAAACUGAGUAGCAUCCAGAAAUAAAACACACUGUGACCUGAUUUAGAGAGGUUUGACAUGAUUAAAUAUACAGAUUAGUGCUCCUGUUAUGUGAACAUUUCAGCAAUGUUUUUGUGUGGAGUCAAAAUGCCCCCAGACAUUACCGAUUGGGUAAAAAUGUGUACAGUCAUAUUGAAAACUCUGUAACAAGAUGUGCAUGUUUAUGAACUCUUCUAAUAAAUACAAUUAGCAUAUUUUUCAGAGAUGUCAAAGUUGCUUUGGGGUCAAUUUGACCCUAGACAUUACAGGAGGAUUAAAGGAGGAAGAUAAGCUGCAGAGCAGCUACAGUGAGUAUAGAGCCGCUGUGUUCCUCUCAUGCAAUUAUAGGACUUUAAGUUAAAGAAAAAAAAAGUUUUUUUUAAGAAUCACUAAUCUUAUCCAUCCUCCUCCUCCAUUUGCUCUGUAUAUGGUGAUCUAACAUGAGGAAGAACAAUAAGAUGAAAGCUCAUUUACCACCAUGUCCAUCACAAUCAGGAAGAUAUAGUGAUGCCACUAAUGCCACAGUGCUUCAGAACAGCAGCAACGUCUGAU
Molecule: messenger RNA, 2448 nt
Organism: Megalobrama amblycephala (Wuchang bream)
Lineage: Eukaryota; Metazoa; Chordata; Actinopteri; Cypriniformes; Xenocyprididae
Product: CD209 antigen-like protein C
Exons: 5
Coding region: 762-1610 (282 amino acids)
Source: RefSeq, a predicted model, not a curated record